Molecule: messenger RNA, 2413 nt
Organism: Dermacentor silvarum
Lineage: Eukaryota; Metazoa; Arthropoda; Arachnida; Ixodida; Ixodidae
Exons: 6
Coding region: 21-680 (219 amino acids)
Source: RefSeq, a predicted model, not a curated record
UUUUAUUAGAUUCCACCCGAAUGGAGCUGGAAGGACAGCACAACUACAACAAAGACUGUUGGCUACAGUUUCAAGAGGAAGCUAAUAUGUUGCCCAUGCAAACAAGCCUUCCGGCUUCAACAGACUGUGGUGAAGGCUCCGCAGACGGCCAAGUGAACCGCAUGACAACGCAGCACACGAGCAGUGCUCUGCCACCAGAACCAGCUGCUACUCCCAUGAGCUCCACAGCUCAGGAAGCCACCAAGCAGACUUGUCGGAAGUGGGAUAAAAACUUUCUUCCCUCUUUCUCUGCAUACUUAAAUCCACUGCUCCAUGGCCAAGAAAUGCUUACUAUGGCACGCCGCCGCAUGACAGCACAGCUAAGAGAUGAGGUCAUUGAAUUCCUUGAAAAGAACAACUUGAUUAAAAGUUCUAACUCUGCUGUCAGAAGGUGGAACUACUGUGCCUUUGCAGAAGCUCUAAGUGACGCCUAUCCACGAAUGGUAUGGGAAACAAAAGGAACUGCAGCAGUUCAGCAGCUUGGAUGGGCGAUUUCAGAAAAUGUGACAGACCCAGAAAGAAUUGAUCUCUCCAGAAUGAACAUGUUGCUGCAUGCAACCAUUGAAGUACGGAAGAAAAAUCCAGUCGAGGAACUCCCUGUAUACUUUUUGAAUGCAGCUGUGGUAAGCGUAUUUACAUAAACGAGUAACAUUUUGCAUGAAUGCCUUCACAUUUUUUCAAUCUGUUUUGCCUGUUGAAGUGGCUAUUGAACGAAAAUUUUUACGUUGAAUUCUUAUUAGGCUUUCCAAAAACAGCACGCCGCACGCUUGUCUGCAUUUUGUUUGCAAUGCAGACAAGUAUUUGCAGACAGGUUUGAGAGCAGACAUUCUUAGUACAUAGUACUUUUGCAAGCACAGUGCAUAAAAACUACAAGGAAGGAAACAGCACCAGAACAGACUAAAUCCUAAUGAUUCAGACUAUUUUGCAGUAAGCAAGAAAGUAAGAAAAUGAAUUGAAAGGAACAUGUUUUUGUAAAAAUAUAGAUUGUGUUGGAAAAAAAAGGGGCGCCUGAGACAUUUCAUUACAAAGAAUAAAAGCCUCAUCAUUACAAAAGCACUUUGAAAAGUUCAAAUGUGCCCAAAACAAACCAACGUGAUUCAAAAAACGUACUGAGUGUUUGUUUAGACUACUUUUAGAAAAAGGCUAUGGGCUUAGCGAAUGUGGCAUUUGAAUGAUUGCGUAUACUGUCUUUUUAGCUUGGCAUGGAGGCUGAAGUUAGGUUUGGGGCAUCACUGCACGCUAUGGAAAGUGAGCUUCAUAAAAUCCGGGAAAAACUCAACAUGGACAGCUUUGUUGAUAUUGACUGCUAUCUGCGUCCUAAAAAAGCAGAAUUUGCUUUAAUAUCUGUGGACCCACAUGAUGCCAGCAAGCUCCUUCCAGGGCCAUGUGUUGUCAUGGAACCGGGAGCCGAAAGAAUCUUAUGCAAGCAACAGACAGUUCAUCUUGUGCCUGGAUGUUCCGUUGAGCAUGCAUUAAUCCUAUGCUUGACUAUAUAUUUCGUACUAGAUGUCUCCUAUCCACAUGCAUUCGGACAGACCUUAGGGUUGCUACAAAGCAUACUGUUAAAGAGUGAAACAUUUCAGGAGUGCUUCAUGUCCCAAAAGCUGAAAGGUUUGUUGAAGCAGCUGAAAAGCUACCUGACAAAGACAAGGUAGAAGGCUAGCCAGGCUGCAAACUGAAUAUGUAGCUAGCUGACUGCUUCAGACAAGCUCUCUUAAUGUUUUUUAUGUUGCUUGGGUGAUAUGAGCAGCCAGUGCAUGCUGCUCAUUUGUAUUGGCAAUUGACAAAUCUGUAUAAGUAAAAACUCAUUGAACUGAAUACUAUAUGCCAAUACUUGAUUUACUUCUUGUUUAUUGUGGUUUUCCUGUUUAUUCCAACUGUCUUGAUGUUCUUGCUACACAGACUUCUGUAUAGUUGUGUACUAAUGUUUAUUCUUUAAGCUGGCCUUGUAUUAUAUAAAUAGUUGUUUGCACAUAACCGUGCUGCAGAAAGUGUUCUGUGGAAUAAAGUGUUCAAAAGUGUUUUCCAUCCUUGUUUACUUAUUCAGUACUGUCAGCCAGAAUAUCAGGCUUCGUUAGUACUGUACCUCUGUAAGUAGCAUUUCAUAAGGUUGAGUGCAUUCAGAAAUAGAAUUCAGCCUUCAGAUCAUGCCCACGUAAAGCAUUGGCGUCAGCUAUCGCGAUUGUAGUCUCACAGAUUGUGUAGCACUGCAAUUUCAUUUAAUAUGACAUGCAUCUACAAUAAAUCUUAGGCAUGACACCCGAAUGCAAAUGCUGCAGCCUUUACUGCGGCCAUUCUCAAGACUUCACAAAUUCUUUCAUUCAUUAUAUUGAGCACUCACUGAUAGCAUGGCUGUUUCCGUGCACAUGCACCU